This is a messenger RNA of Ochotona curzoniae (black-lipped pika), 614 nucleotides long. RefSeq names its product iron-sulfur cluster assembly 1 (gene ISCA1). Gene Ontology annotation, molecular function: 2 iron, 2 sulfur cluster binding. The record is from RefSeq and is a predicted model, not a curated record. The transcript is spliced from 4 exons. Gene Ontology annotation, cellular component: mitochondrion; cytoplasm. Bases 83 to 472 code for a protein of 129 amino acids. Gene Ontology annotation, biological process: iron-sulfur cluster assembly. Lineage: Eukaryota; Metazoa; Chordata; Mammalia; Lagomorpha; Ochotonidae.
UGUCCAUGGAGAGAGGCUGAGGUGUCCGAGCCCGGGCCCGAGGCAGCGGGGGCGGGGGGGGGGGCGCGCCGCGACUGCCAAGAUGUCGGCUUCGCUAGUCCGUGCCACCGUCCGGGCUGUGAGCAAGAGGAAGCUGCAGCCCACCCGGGCCGCCCUCACCCUGACACCUUCAGCAGUAAACAAGAUAAAACAACUUCUUAAGGAUAAGCCUGAGCAUGUAGGUGUAAAAGUAGGCGUCCGAACCAGGGGCUGUAAUGGUCUUUCUUACACUCUAGAGUACACAAAGACGAAAGGAGAUUCUGAUGAAGAAGUCGUCCAGGAUGGAGUCAGAGUGUUCAUCGAAAAGAAAGCACAGCUGACACUUUUAGGAACUGAAAUGGACUAUGUUGAAGACAAAUUAUCCAGCGAGUUUGUGUUCAAUAACCCAAACAUCAAAGGAACUUGUGGCUGUGGAGAAAGCUUUAAUAUUUGAGACCUCAGGACUCCUCUGGGCGAAAGCUCCAGGAAAGCGCAUGCAUCCUUGGGGCUUACUGACGAAUUCAUGUGACUGGCACGUGCUUUGGGUCUGUAACGUGUGGCUGCCUCGUGGGGAGAAUAAAGCAAUGCAUUUUGAA